Molecule: messenger RNA, 643 nt
Organism: Halteromyces radiatus
Lineage: Eukaryota; Fungi; Mucoromycota; Mucoromycetes; Mucorales; Cunninghamellaceae
Product: histone-fold-containing protein
Exons: 1
Coding region: 51-569 (172 amino acids)
Cellular component (GO): nucleosome
Molecular function (GO): DNA binding; structural constituent of chromatin; protein heterodimerization activity
Source: RefSeq, a predicted model, not a curated record
CUCAUUCUUUUUUUUUUUUUGAAUAUCUUUUGAAAACGUAAAUUCAACCAAUGUCAUCCUCUAACAACAACAAUCACAACAACAACAACAACAACAAUAAUAACAACAACGGAAACAACAAUAACAGAAAUAAAAACAAUAGCGUUUUGGCAGCUACUACCGUGAAGAAACAAAGAACGUCAGGAUCGGUACGUGCAGGACUCAACUUCCCAGUAGGUAGGGUGAAUCGAAUGAUACGGGAAAGCAGAUAUGAUGUACGUGUCAAGAAGGAGACGCCGGUGUAUAUGGCAGCUGUCUUGGAAUAUUUGUCUUCAGAAAUACUCGAAAUUGCUGGUAGAGAAACCGUUGAUGCGAAUCGAAAGGUGAUUGCUCCCUAUGACUUAUUGGCUGGUAUUCAAGGUGACAGAGAAUUGAGUACUCUUCUUGGUAAUGCUGGUUGUAUCCAUAUUGCAGGCGCUGGCUGGGUCACUCCUCCUCAAUCCGUGUUGGCUGAAUCUGGAUCUCCCGUUCAAUCAAAUGGUUCUCGUUCAAUUGGUCAUUCUACGGGGAAGUCUACUACUGCUGAUUGAUAGGUUGUGUCUCUAUGUGGAUCAUUGCUAACUUUUGGUUGGAUUUUAUUUUCUUUCUCUUUUUUUUUUUUUUU